This is a messenger RNA of Aureobasidium namibiae CBS 147.97, 1554 nucleotides long. Its product is annotated as general substrate transporter. Gene Ontology annotation, biological process: transmembrane transport; carbohydrate transport. Gene Ontology annotation, molecular function: carbohydrate:proton symporter activity. Bases 1 to 1554 code for a protein of 517 amino acids. The transcript has 6 exons. Gene Ontology annotation, cellular component: membrane. The record is from RefSeq and is a predicted model, not a curated record. Lineage: Eukaryota; Fungi; Ascomycota; Dothideomycetes; Dothideales; Saccotheciaceae.
AUGGGUGGCAUGCGAGCAAUCGAGGAUCGUCCUACGCCCAAGGAGAUCUUUGGGUAUGAUUCGGCUUUUGUUGGUACAACGAUUGCCCGCGCAAGCUUCAAGAAGGACUUUGGUAUCACGAAAGCCACAGCAGCUGGUAUCUCCAGCAAUAUCACAUCUGCCUUCCAAGCAGGAGCUUUCUUCGGCGCUUUGUUCUGUUACUUCCUCACCGAGCGGGUUGGCCGCAAAUGGGCUUUGCAAGUCAAUGUCAUAAUGUUCAUUGUUGGCGCCAUCCUGAUGACCGUAGCGACUCAUCAACUCUCCUUCAUCUACGCUGGACGUGUACUCACUGGCUUAGGCUGUGGUGCAAUCACUGCUACCGUGCCAUCUUAUAUCGCCGAACUCUCGGUCCCCUCCAUUCGUGGUAUCUUGACUGGACUUUUCGAAAUCGCAUAUCAAGUUGGUUCUGUCAUCGGCUUCUGGGUUAACUAUGGCAUCAACAAGAACAUGAACGUCAAGUCUUCACUGAGCUGGAGGAUACCUAUGGCUAUUCAAUUGAUACCUGCCGCAAUCUUGUUGGCUGGGGGCUUCUUUCUGCAUGAGAGUCCUCUGUGGCUCAUGCGUAAGGGCCGUGAGUCAGAGGCGAAAGAAGCCCUCGUCCAGCUACGCCAUCUGCCUGUAGAACAUCAAUAUCUUCAAGAAGACGUUCAGGACAUGCAAGCAAGAUUGAACGAGGAGGCAGCAAUCGCAGCGCGCUAUGGUACUGGCUCAUUCGCUUUCAUCCGCGGUUGCUUCAGCGAGCUUUCUCUUCCAGGUAUGCGCAAUCGUGUCAUUCUGGUCUUCUGUGCCUUCGCUUUGCAAAACCUUUCUGGUGCCUCGGCCAUCAACUACUACUCCCCCACAUUGUUUGGUUCUCUCGGUGUCGAAGACAUUUCGUUAUACACUGGUAUUUAUGGCCUUGUCAAAGCCAUCGCAUCGAUCAUUUACUACAUCUUCUUCAUCGAUAUGCUCGGUCGCCGCAACCCGGUGCUAGUGUCAUCAGUCGCCUGCUCGCUCUGCCUGUGGUUUGUCGGUGCUUACGUCAAGAUAGGUCACCCAGCCACUGAGAUCGCGGCUGGGGUACCAUUAUCUGCAUCUACCGCAGCUGGUGGUCGAGCUGCUAUUGGCAUGAUCAUGAUUUACUCCAUUUUCUGGUCUUUCGGUCUGAACGGUAUUCCUUGGAUUGUCUCAGCUGAGAUCUUCCCUGGUUCUCUCAGAGUUCUUACUGGAACCUAUGCUGCCCUUUGUCAAUGGCUCGUACAAUUUGUCAUGACUAAAGCCUUGCCCUACAUCUUCAGCUCCUUUGGCUAUGGCACUUGGUUCUUCUUUGCAGCCUGGAUGUUGGUCGCGACGAUUUGGACGUUCUUCUUCAUGCCGGAGACUAAAGGCUUGACCGUUGAUCAGAUGGAUGCAUUGUUUGGGUAUCAGUCAUAUGCCAACGCAGACGAUGCCGAGAUUGGAGUAAGCAAUAAACAAGACAUUGAUUCGAUGGGAAAGGAUGGUGCAACAACGAUUGAGCAUGUAGAGAGGAAGUAG